AUGGAGAUUGUGUUGGACAUAUAUGAUGGUUAUGCCUACUCCCUGGCUUCAGUCCUGGGUAGUAAAUGCCUAGAGUGUGGAAAGAGCUUUGCUUGCAGCACACACUUUAAGCUGCAUCAAAGAAUUCAUACAGGGGAGAAGCGCUAUAAAUGCCUAGAGUGCGGAAAGAGCUUUGCUCACAGUACAGAUUGUAAGAAACAUCAAAGGACUCACACAGGGGAGAAGCCCUACAAAUGCCUAGAGUGCGGAAAGAGCUUUGCUCACAGCACACCGUGUAAGCAACAUCAAAGAAUUCAUACAGGGGAGAAGCCCUACAGAUGCCUAGAAUGCAGAAAGAGUUUUGGUCAGAGUGGCCACCUUAAUCAACAUCAAAGAAUUCACACAGGGGAGAAGCCCUAUGAAUGCCUGGAGUGCGGAAAGACCUGUGCUCACAACGCAGACCUUAAGAAACAUCAAAGAAUUCACACGAAGCAGAAGCCAUAG
Molecule: messenger RNA, 483 nt
Organism: Elgaria multicarinata webbii
Lineage: Eukaryota; Metazoa; Chordata; Lepidosauria; Squamata; Anguidae
Product: zinc finger protein 664-like
Exons: 2
Coding region: 1-483 (160 amino acids)
Biological process (GO): regulation of transcription by RNA polymerase II
Cellular component (GO): nucleus
Molecular function (GO): DNA-binding transcription factor activity, RNA polymerase II-specific; RNA polymerase II cis-regulatory region sequence-specific DNA binding
Source: RefSeq, a predicted model, not a curated record